Molecule: messenger RNA, 1520 nt
Organism: Zophobas morio
Lineage: Eukaryota; Metazoa; Arthropoda; Insecta; Coleoptera; Tenebrionidae
Product: lipid droplet-regulating VLDL assembly factor AUP1-like
Exons: 5
Coding region: 95-1324 (409 amino acids)
Cellular component (GO): endoplasmic reticulum membrane
Molecular function (GO): ubiquitin binding
Source: RefSeq, a predicted model, not a curated record
CAAACACGUCAAUCCCCAAUGACGUCACGAACCUAACCUUCUGUUAUGUUAUUUUGCAUAAAAACGUAAGAAAUUAUUUUUUUGUUAUGUGAAAAUGCCAAGUAAUAUAGAAGUUAAGCAUCUGUUUAAAUACAAAAGGCUUCCUGACAAUGAGUUGAAAUUUUUGUGUUUGGUGCUUUACUUACCUGUUGGAUUAGUCCUUUUUAUUUUAAGAACAAUCUUAGCAUUGAGUGUCAUUUUAAUAGGAUGCAGUUUGUCAGACACUCGGAUCAUUCAAAAUGUUGUCAAUAAAGUCGCUUGUUUAACUUUAGGUAUAACUGUAACGGUAGAGAAUCCUGAAAAAAAAGAGAAUGUAGAAGUAUACGUUAGCAAUAACUUGUCGAUUUUCGAUCACUUAGCUGUCCACACGGCGACGGGAUCAGUUUCGCCAGGCGCUCAAAUGCACCCAGCCUUGUCGAAAGGCUUAGGACUUCACUACUUUGGUAGCCAAAGUAAUGCGGAUGCGUUCAAGAAAAACGUGACGGAUUUUUUGGCAGACCAGCAAACGCCUGUACAUUUCAUGCCUGAGGACAAAAUCACCAAUGGCAAAGCACUGCUGAAAUUUAAAACUUACCCUUUUUCUGUGACUAACAGAGUACAACCUAUUUGUAUUAGCAUCGAGAGACCUUUUCUUGACUUGUCGGUUACCACCUUAGGGUCUGGGUAUUGGAUCGAUGUUAUGUUCUACAUGUUUUCACCUUUAACUAACUAUAAACUAAAAUUUUUACCUUCACUGGAGCGGAAAAGCUUGGCAGAGGCGGAAUUUUCAGAAAUCGUGCGCCAAAAUAUCGCCACGACUAUGAAGGUGGAAACUCCCGAGUUGUCGGCUUCUGAUCUUUUGGAGUUCGAGAAGCGACACUUGGUGGAGCGCCAGAGGCCGCCACCGAUGCCUCGCCCCACCAUAGAUAUUGAAAUGCGGAGAAUGGCAACUCAGGUGAAGGAAGUACUGCCACACGUGCCAUUAAACGCGAUCUAUAAGGAUUUGAGCAAAACGAGAAAUGUAGACUCCACCAUUACCAAUAUCUUAGAAGGGCGUGUACUUUUCGUGCCAGAACAAAUUAGUUCUACUUCUGCUAAUCCACAGCCUUCCACUUCAGUGGCGACAGCCACCAAUGUUACACCUUCUACUUCUACAAGUGAUAGGGAAUUGUUCAAUACAGCCGCUUCUACUUUUGCCAAGUCUGCACAAGAGAGGAAUAAAUCGUUCCAAGAGAGGAAAGAACAACUCAUCGCCAACGCUCGAAGGCGUUAUAUCGAGAAACAUAAUUUGAAUAUACCGUUUUAGUGCUGGUUUUUGAUAAAUUGUUUUUACGUAGUCGCUAAGUUCUUCUAUGGCACUCAGUUUUAUGCACUUGAGAAUUUUCAGAUACUUUUUUACUUUAGGUUCAGUUUUGUUGCGGUUUCUUUCUACUUAAAUUGUACAUAACGCCGAGUUGUUAUUUAUUUUUGGUUGCAAUAAAUAUUUUUGAAUGAGUCGAAAA